AAAAAUUCAAUAAAAAAUUGUAAACAGUAAUGGCUUCGGCAAGAGUCUGUUUGCAAUGGACUUUAAUACUCUUCAAUACUUUUAGUGUGAUUAUCGGAAUUUUAGCUAUAGUGGCUGGCGUCUAUGAAUUGGAGAAGUUCACUGAUGGUUCAGCUGAGCACACCGAAAAAAUAGUUCAACUAGCAGCUGCCAGCGUUUUGGUAAUCUCAGCGUUUAUAGGUUGUUGCGGUGCGGUAAAUGGCUCCAUUAAGAUUCUUUGUUUGUUCAUUGUUAUAUUAGUGGGGCUUAUAGCUUCACAUAUUUGGAAAUUAUGGCGCUAUGAUGAAGGAAAGCAGUUAACCGCUACAGAAAUGUUGGUUACAUAUACUUGGAUAGCAGAAUUGGUUAAGCCAGGUGCUAUGAUCGAAAUGCAAGCAACGUAUGAGUGCUGCGGUAAAAAGAGUUAUGUCGAUUACACAAGUCUGGGUUUGGAACUACCAAGAAGUUGCUUCCGAGUGCAGAAUGGAAUGCGUGCAGUAUAUCCCUUCGGCGAGGGCUGCAUGUCAGCCGUAAAGAAAGCCUAUUUAACAAUAUAUCGCUAUGAGCGAUUAGCUCAUUGGUCUCUCAUAGGCUUUGAGGUAUUAGGCAUUUUAUUAUCAAUUAUAUUAAUUUGUAAACUGACAGCAAAAACAAGGAGGUAUCGCUAUUAAUUUAUAACAUUUAUAUA
Messenger RNA from Teleopsis dalmanni, 706 nucleotides. RefSeq names its product protein late bloomer-like. Bases 30 to 689 code for a protein of 219 amino acids. The transcript is spliced from 5 exons. Lineage: Eukaryota; Metazoa; Arthropoda; Insecta; Diptera; Diopsidae. Gene Ontology annotation, cellular component: membrane. The record is from RefSeq and is a predicted model, not a curated record.